ACUCGCCAGACAGUUUUGGAGUGAACGCGUUUGUGUUCGGUCCGUCCGAGCCCGUUCGGUAAAUGCGCGUUUGUUGUGACGUCGUCGAGAAUUUUAGUAGAAACGUAUAUUCCGAAAUCGUCAUCGCACUUGCAAUAGAAAUUCAUUCGUUCGAGUCGCGACCGGACAGUCGGCGGUAACAUAAGUGGUAUAGUACUUUAAUAUCAUAACGGUGAAUGCUGGUGGAAAACGGACGUAGUGUAGAGAGAAGAGGAGAAGGCGUUUUUGUUAUUGUUGGUUGUUGUUGUUGUUGUUUGUUGUUGUUAAUAUUAUUAUUAUUAUUAUUAUUAUUAUAUCACUGUACCGUCGUAAUAUAAUAUCGUAAUUAUUGCUGCCGCCAAUUAUUUAUAUUAUAAUACGCUACAAUAAUAUAAUAUUGCUCCGUCGCCGGUUUAUACCUGUGCACCGGAAACGCCAUUACACCUUGAUGUGCACCAGCGGCGGCUACAGCUGAUCGACCUAACAAGACCACCCGCGCACCGAAGACGUCAACAUGUCCGGUUUACAGCAACAGCAACAGGAACAGCACCAACAGGUCAGCAUCAAAAUGGAACCGACGGGACCGAGCAGCCCUACGCCGGCGGUCAACAGCAACCUGGUGGUCCGGGUGGACCAGAACUCGGAGACGGACUUGCAGGCGCUGUUCGACACGGUGCUGAAGCCGGACGGCAAGAAGCCGCUCCAGUUGCCGUUGCGCAUGCGCCAGCUGCCCAAGUCGUUCUUCAACCCGCCGUCCACUGGCUCCAAGUCGCCAUCCAUAUCGCACAGUCGCGAAAACUCGGGAGACUCGGCGUUCGGCACCGCGGCCGCGGGACAGUCGUGUACGGGCGGACCGGUGCCGAUGCACUCGCGCGCGCACAGUUCGCCCGCCUCGUUGCAGCAGACGUAUGCCGUCGGCGCGGCCAAGCAGCAGCAGCAGCAGCAGCAGCACGCCAAGCAGCGCAGCUACGACGUGUCCAGCGCCAUCGACGAGUUGGGACCGCUGCCGCAGGGAUGGGAACAGGCCCGGACACCCGAAGGACAGAUUUACUAUUUGAAUCACCUCACCAGAACGACCCAAUGGGAAGAUCCCAGAAAGAGUUUGGCUGCUCAAGCAGCGAACCAACACCAGCGCAGCGCCGAACAACUGCUUAGCCCCGGCAAUGACAGUGGAUCUAGCACGAACGCCACCAGCACGCCCACGAACUCGCCACCGCACAUCCAUUCGACCCUCCAAGGAACGAACAAAAACGUGACACUAGGACCGCUACCGGACGGAUGGGAACAAGCCGUCACCGGGGACGGAGAGACUUACUUCAUAAACCACAUUGCCAGAACCACAUCAUGGUUCGAUCCAAGAAUACCCGUUCAUUUACAACGGGCGCCAACGUCGGGCGCCGUGCUGCCUUCCGGUUCAGCGUCGUGGCUGUUGAACGGUGCUUCCGGUUUGUCACAGUCGCUCCAAGUCACUCAGCAAAAGCUCAGGUUACACUCACUUCAGUUGGAGCGCGAACGUCUAAAGAGUCGCCAACAGGAAAUCAUUCGUCAGCAAGAUCUGAUGUCGCGUUCGGGUCACACGAACAACGACCUCGACCCGUUCCUAUCGUGCAGCAGCAGUAGCGUAGAUCAUUCGCGGCAAGAAUCGGCCGACAGCGGCUUGGGCCUAGGAAACAACUAUUCGCUGCCGCAUACUCCCGAAGACUUUUUGUCGUCAAACAUGGACGACAACAUGGACUGUACUUCAGAGAGCGAUAAUCCGGGUCCUUCGUCCGACAUGUCGGUAGUCGAUUCACAGGAAAUGGCCACGUUGGAUGUCACCGACGACUUAGUCCCGUCGCUUCAAUUAGGGGACGAAUUUGGUAAUGACAUACUGGACGAAGUACAAUUGUUGAUCGACCCGAACAAUAAACCAGGAUCGAUUUUGACUUGGCUUUAAAAACACGUCUCGCACAUUAACUGUUUUUCUAAGUUUUUUCUUUUUUCUUUUUUUUUUUUUUUAAUGUCACCCUCAUUAAGAAGUUUAAAAAUUAUAUAUAUUUAUUUUGUGUGUGCGCGUACGUGUGCACAAAAUAUGUUUGUCAUAUUAACCUAGUCUAAGAAAUAUGAACGUAUGUAUGUGUGUUGAAUGACGUGUGAAAAACUGUGUAUGACGUUAUACUAUAUUAUUAUUGUACUAAUAUAAUGUAGACUGUAGAGUAUCACCCCGGCGCGUCGGCGUUAUUGCACGUAUGUCACGUAACCGAUUAUCGAUUGUUCCGAUUUAGGUUUGUAUAGAUUAUAAUAAACAUUAUUGUUAUUAAAGACCAAUGCGCGUAAGCACUGGCGAGUCGGAUUAUAAAAUAAAAAAAAAACUCCGAUAUCGCUUGGAGUCUAAAUGUCGAAACGCCGUGGUUGAAAACACCGCCGCUCCAAUACCACGCAAAACAAGCAUUUAAACGAAUUAUUUGGCUGAUCGUAUAUUAUAAUAGUAGUGGACAGUCCAUUUAUAUUGACGGAAACUUCAAUAUAACUAUCGUUUUAUUUUUUAUUUUCGUUCACUGCCAAAAUUAAAAGGGUUAAAUUUUACAGGGUAUAACAUUUUUUCACUUCAAACAUAUACAACACGAUAUAUUAUAUAUAAACAUUUGUGUUUAUAAAUUAUCUUUUCACGCAGUAUAUACAUAUGUAAGGUGAUUAUUUUUAAUAUAUAUUUUUCUACGCGUCUCUAUAAAAAUAGGUACAACACGAUUUCUGCAGAUACUCCGUACAAAUCUCCAAAACGUUCAAACAUAUUCAUACAUUUUUGAUGUCCAUAGACUUUUAUAAUAAACAAAUUCAAACUACAAAUAAAUUAAUAGAAUAUAGGUAUAUAUGACUAUAGGUUUCAAUGAAUUUACAUUAUUAUAAUUGCCGUUAUCGUCUAUACGUGUAUCAAAUGCGAAUACAUAUUAUGUAUUAAAUUUUUCAAACCAAUAUUGAACGAUUUGCGUUAAAAUAAUUACCCUGCGUGUAAUAUAUGUAGUUAUACAUAUUUUUAAUUUAAAUAAAUAUGACAAAUUGUGUGUGUUGUGUAUUUGCGUUUAAAUAACGUUUAUUAAUAAUACGAUAACAAUUUUUCGUACUGAUCAAAACAACGAGUGCCUUAAAAAACUUAAGCAAUAUUUAUGUAACCGUCCUUAUUUGUUGAAUAUAUGUUGAAUGCGCGGAAACGUUUUAUUUAUCUUGUUGACAGUAUUAAGUUUAUAUUAUUAUGUAUUUUUGUUCUCAUAAUAUAUUUUUAAAUUAUAGAGUUGCAAAUGACAAUCGUACUUAAGUUCUCGCUACGAGCGUAUUCAUCCACCUAGAGUGGAGCGCCAUACGGCAGCGAGUUAUAAAUCUCCCAUCCCCUACCCCUUUACUUUUACAAUAGCACACUUAAAUUUGUUCGUAUAAAAUUUAUUCUUGUGCUUCGUGAAUCAUUUUGUAAUAGUAUAGCUGUUUAGGUUAGGUUGAUGUUUUUAUUACGAAUCAACUGUAAAUAAUAAUAUUAAUUAUGAAAAUAAUUAUAAUAAGAUUAAAAAAACAACAAAAAACUGCCAUCAGGCAUGGGCUUAUAGAUGCGAAGUUGUUGUUCUAAUAUAUAAAUAAAUAUAUAUACAUUCAUAAAAUUAUUAUUUUUAGUUAAAUUUGCUCAACUGUGAAGUUGGAAUAUUAUUUCGAUUAACUAUAUUAAAGCUGUACUUCUUUUACGUGUUAAGUUUAAAUUAAUUGUAUGUUGUUCAUAAUAUAUUUCAAAAAUUUAUAAUUAAGUAAUAAGGUUAGUUAAAAUAAAAAAAAAAUUUUAAAAAUAGAGCUUUGAAAUUAUAUACUUAGUUGAUCACUAAUUGUUCUUUUUGACAUCGUUUAAAUGAAUUAUUAUAUACCUAUGUUUUUUUUUACUAACUC
Rhopalosiphum maidis (corn leaf aphid) is the source of this 3921-nucleotide messenger RNA. RefSeq names its product transcriptional coactivator YAP1 (gene yki). Bases 533 to 1954 code for a protein of 473 amino acids. NCBI's taxonomy places the organism in Eukaryota, Metazoa, Arthropoda, Insecta, Hemiptera, Aphididae. The transcript has 7 exons. The record is from RefSeq and is a predicted model, not a curated record. Gene Ontology annotation, biological process: positive regulation of transcription by RNA polymerase II; hippo signaling. Gene Ontology annotation, molecular function: protein binding; transcription coactivator activity. Gene Ontology annotation, cellular component: cytoplasm; nucleus.